Molecule: messenger RNA, 5222 nt
Organism: Triplophysa dalaica
Lineage: Eukaryota; Metazoa; Chordata; Actinopteri; Cypriniformes; Nemacheilidae
Gene: arhgap44b
Product: Rho GTPase activating protein 44b
Exons: 21
Coding region: 279-2675 (798 amino acids)
Biological process (GO): regulation of dendritic spine morphogenesis; neurotransmitter receptor transport, endosome to postsynaptic membrane; regulation of actin cytoskeleton organization
Cellular component (GO): presynaptic active zone; dendritic spine; intracellular anatomical structure
Molecular function (GO): protein binding; GTPase activator activity
Source: RefSeq, a predicted model, not a curated record
UCCAAUCUUUGCGUCAGAACUACAUUUCCCAUGAUCCCUCGCUCAUCGGCGUCUCGUCAGCAGCGCUCAGCGCUCGCAGAUCCAGCAUCAGAGCGACGAGCAGCAGCGCUCCAAUGAUGAUUUUCGCCGUUUACAUUCUCCGUAGGUGAUGGUAGCACACACAAGAGGAUUUAUUCAAUAUGUCCCGCGCAUUGGAACAUUUCCCGACUGUCGUCCUUUAAAUGAGGAAUGUCAGCUGUUUUUUCAUCCAUCGGGAUUAACGCACAAAUUGCAGGAAGAUGAAGAAGCAAUUCAACCGAAUGCGACAGCUCGCCAACCAGACAGUGGGCAGGGCGGAGAAAACAGAAGUCCUCAAUGAAGAUCUUCUGCAGGUGGAGAAGCGUCUGGAACUUGUUAAGCAUGUUUCUCACAGCACACACAAGAAGUUGACCGCAUGUCUGCAGGGUCAGCAGGGUGCAGAAGUGGACAAGAGGUCCGUCAGGUCACCUUCAAAGAAGCUUCCUCUGACAUCAUUGGCUCAGUGUUUGGUGGAAGGUGCGCUGGUGUUGGGUGAUGAUUCUCUACUGGGGAAGAUGCUGAAGAUCUGUGGAGAGACGCAGGACAGACUCGCUCAAGAACUUCUGCUCUUUGAGCUUCAAACAGAACAUGAUGUCAUUGAACCGCUCUACACACUCGCUGAGAUUGAAAUUCCCAACAUUCAAAAGCAAAGAAAACAUUUAGCCAAACUGGUACUGGACAUGGAUUCUGCUCGCACACGGUGGCACCAGUCAUCUAAAUCUUCUACUUUGUCCAAUAAAGAAACAUCAACCGGAGCCAAAGGCGAGUCUCUCAGAGAGGAGAUGGAGGAGGCGGGCAAUCGCGUUGAGAUCUGUCGGGAUCAGCUCUCAGCAGACAUGUACAGUUUCAUGGCCAAAGAAAUCGAUUAUGCAAACUACUUCCAGACGUUGAUAGAAGUUCAGGCUGAGUACCACAGGAAAUCUUUAGAGGCGCUUCAGAAUGUUCUACCUCUGAUUAAAGCUCAACAGGAGUCAUGGGUGGAGAAGCCGUGUUACGGGAAACCUCUGGAGGAACAUCUGUCUCUGAGCGGCAGAGAAAUCGCAUUUCCCAUUGAAGCGUGUGUGACCAUGCUGCUGGACUGCGGCCUACAGGAGGAGGGUCUGUUCCGAGUGGCUCCAUCUGCAUCUAAGCUGAAGAAGUUGAAGGCGUCAUUGGAUUGCGGCGUUCUGGAUUUUCAGGAAUGUUCUGUGGAUCCUCACGCCAUCGCCGGGGCUCUGAAGUCAUACCUGCGCGAGCUGCCUGAACCUCUGCUGACCUUUGACCUCUAUGACGAGUGGAUACAAUCCACGAAUAUCGCAGAUCAGGACAAACGUCUGCAGGCGUUAUUAAACACAUGUGAAAAACUCCCCAAAGCCAACAGUGACAACUUUAAGUAUUUGAUCAAAUUUCUUGCCAAGCUGAACGAGUUUCAGGAUGAUAACAAGAUGACGCCGGGGAACAUGGCGAUAGUGCUGGGGCCCAAUCUGCUAUGGGCGAACACUGAGGGGAAUAUUACAGAGAUCAUGACCACGGUCUCACUGCAGAUCGUCGGCAUCAUCGAGCCGAUCAUUCAGCACGCCGAUUGGUUCUUCCCUGGAGAGGUUGAAUUUAACGUGACGGGUAACUACGGCAGUCCCAUCCACACCAAUCACAACGCUAACUACAGCUCCAUGCCUUCCCCUGACAUGGACCAGUCGGAACGCAAGAUGCAGGAUCAGAACAGACGACCCCUCAGCGUUGCCACGGACAACAUGAUGCUGGAGUUCUACAAGAAAGACGGCAUCAGGAAGAUUCAAAGUAUGGGAGUUCGAGUCAUGGAUACGUCCUGGGUGUCUCGGAGAGGUUCCUCAUCGUCACGGAAGAGUUCGUCGACCCCGCCCAGCGUCCAGCCGCCCGCGCCGCCCUUCGAUUCGCUGAACCCUGAGCAGCCGGUCGAUCUCUCCACCUCCCCCUCCCAGACUCCGCCCCCCAUCAGUGGCGACAGAACCAGUUCUCCAAAGACCAGAGAACCUUCACCUGUGAUUGGUCAGAGAGGAAUUUCACCUACGACUCCAUCAUCUGGACAGAUGCAGUUAUCAGAUCAGAGUCCACACCCACUGCGUAAAGUUUCCAAAAAAUUAGCCCCCAUCCCUCCGAAGGGGCCAUUUUCUCCGCCUGGCUGCGUUUCGGACAUUUCUCCGGGUCCCUCACCCGUCAGCCUGUCCCCGACGCCUCCCAGCACUCCCUCUUCAUACGGCUUCAGUUACCCGCAGGGCGGCUCCGCCCUCACCUCACCCGGACACGCCCACAGCCAGACGCCCAGCAGUCCCUCUCUCUCCUCGCCCCCUCCCCUCUCAGGCACCCUUCCCAAAUCCCGACCCACCCCUAAACCCCCCCGUCAGAGACCCAACCUGCCUCCUCCACGGCCUCCGUCGGGUACAUCGGGUCUGAGUCCGCAGCCGCUGGAUCACGCCGCGGGUCUGCUGGACGGAUUAGCACCCGAGAGCAUGUCUACAGACUCGUUGUGCGAUCUGGAUGUUCCCGUGAUAGAUGUCGAGCUGGGUGAAAUUCUGGAUGAAUACUCGUGGAGCUCUGAGCUUCAGUUGGACCCCAGCGGUCGAGUGGAAUCGGAAGAGGAGUCGGAAAGCACGGCCCUAUGACACCUCUCUACCCACAAUCCUUUGCUCCUGCUCUUCGUUGUGUUGCUACUCUGUGCUGAGAACAUUCCCGACUGGAAAUCUCAUGAAAAACUACAUCAACACAUCACUGUCGUCUUGAUUUGUUUUUGUUUCGUUUCGUUGCCUUAUCUGAGUUAUGCACUUUGGCCUUGAAGUCCGUAUAGCAUCUCGACGUGUUCUGAUGUUUAUGAACGGCAGGUCUGGGCUUUGUACUGUUGCUCCAUACACACAUGCAUGAUGGACGUCUUUAUUGCCAUUCAUUUUUUACAGCGUUGUGUCACACGCAUUGUGUUUUUAAGGGGAUUUUAGUCUUUGAUGUAGAUUUGGUCUCAUGGUACUGACCAGAGGAAGGUGUUGUACUGCGGUACCAUUGAAAAUACUAAAGUAAGAUCACUGCAGUGACACUGAAUGAAUGCUGGAACGUGUAGUCACAUCAAGCCGUGAUCGAUUAAACACAAAAAAACAUAUGUGGACGGAGAGCAGAAAACUGUGUUUUUUAUUUCACAAGGAUGACGUGGGAGGUCUGGGUUUCUUUUUGAUCUUCUGUGGUCUUUCCCCACAUUCAGGAUUUUAUCAUUUAAAAGAGAUUACACUCAUGAACAGCAAUUUCUAUAUGAAGUAGUAUUUCCCCAAAUCACUUGACCAUACAACACAUGCCAUACACGUGUCCAGGAAUGUUUUAUUUGUGUGUUUUCCGGACCCGGCCAUCACAAUUUAAAAAAAUGUAUGCAUUAAUUUUUCAUUUACAAAGCAGUAAAAUCUUUCCUAAUGGUUUGGAUUACUGAAGUGUAGUGUGCUUUAAGUUCCAUGAUUUUUUUUUUUCACGGGCCGUCACUUAUGUUACGUGUUAUAAAGUGCUGUAAGUAUUAGCAAAUCCAAACGUCACGCAUCCGCUCAGACGUGUAUAUAGUCUAUAAUAAAACAAGAUCAAAUAUUUGUAAAGGCAGACAUUUAUGAAUUCUCUCUCUCGCUCUGAAUAUAAAUACAGACAUGUUAUUUUUGCUUCAGACGCAAUACUGCUACAUGUACAUAAAGGAAUAUAAAUAUGCUGCGGUUCUCAUGAAAAGAUGUGCAAAGAGUCGUUCAGAGAACAGAAUUGCGACAGAGAUUAAACAACGAAGAAGUCACAAGUUUACCUCGUAUGGUCUGAUGUUUUAACUUAAUCAGACCGAACAUUAUGUCUUUGAUUCUGUUAUUUAUUCUUUAAAGUCAACAUGAAACUCACAGCGGUCGUUUAACAACGUAAACACCACAGAGUAAAUCCUCUUAUUUCACGUUGACUUUAAAAAAGUGUGUAUGUGUGCGUGUGUUUGAAUAAUUGUGGUUUGUGUGAUAUAAAACAUGACUUCAGGUGUUCAGUGAGAUGUUGGUUUAACAGAUCAGGGUAACUGUGCGGAAAUGAUGUUGAACCAACAUGUUAAAACUCCAUCUUUUGCUUUACAUUUAUGAUCAGAGCAGAUCUGUCAGGACGAUGAACUGUCAUGGAUCUGCAGAGCCGAAUGUCCUUGUGUUUUCUCUGAAGCACACGCAUGUAAACGAGAGAAAUCCGUGUGUUUCAGCAGGUAUGAAUACUGUGAUUUCCAGCAAUAUCAGGUGAAAUCUGCAGACUUUGUUUUCUGUGCUGUUUCUGAGAGAUUCUGAGAUGUCCCAAAUGUUCUUGAGGAGGCCGAGGAGCAGAAACUGUACAUGUGUGUGUGUGUGUGUUGGGUGUAAAUCUGGAUUAUUGUCAUGUGGAUCUGAUCAAUCUCAUCUCUGUAAAACUGCUGCAUGCUUUGCAUUCGUUCCUUAUAAUGCUGUCAUAGUUUGUUGAAUGAAAAGGAUUAAUAGACACUAUAGCAACAAAAAUAUCAGCUGCUUAUGAAAAUAACGCUUAGGUUUCCUGUAGUGAGACACAAAAACACACUACAGCCGAUGGCAUGCCACAUCCACAGAUUGUCCGUUCUCACUGACAGUGAUUUUGUUCUGGACAUAAGUGUCGGUGUAAACGGCUCUCGAGAAUUCACUUCACAUCAAAGUCAACGCUGUGGUUUUACAGCCACCACACAAAGCUCUGGAGCGUUUCAGUAAAAUGUAUUAAUCACACCGUAUCGUGCAUAUAUGAAAUAUUUAAGGAGACAGAACCGUACAUCCCCCGUGUGUAUAUUAUUGUGGUGGGGUGUAAAGUCGUGCAUGCACUUCUGAAGGGGUUUCAGUUUGGCUUAAAGAAACGUUGGGAGUCUUUGACUCAUGUCGUUGUUUUUACGGGGAGGUUCUGUGUGUCAAAAUGUGUUUUAAAUGGAAAAGUUUGAGAUGUGGUGCUCAAAGUCUCAUGAAGUAUAAAGAACAACAGUGGAAUGUGAUCUGAAUUAAAAAAGCAAUUUGAUUUACUUCUGUUUGUACAUGUUAUUUAUUUGUUUUUAACAUUUUUAAUGAUGCAUUGUGAAGCAAGAUUUCAUCCGUCAUUCUGUGUCUGGUCAUUCAGAGAAUCUGAAGAAUGUUCCGCUGCAGGCCACACAGAUUCUGUCCAAAUAAAAGAUGUAAAGAUCAGAA